GCAAGAGGGAAAAAAACAGUAAAUACAAGUUGCUUAUGUCUGGUUGCGAAGACAAAAUUCAGCAUCUCACUUAUUUCAAUCUAUUAUAUGGAUUUAUGUCUUUCAUUCUCCCCAUCUUCUCGCCGCCAACUCCAAAAUUGUCGUCUUGAUUUGAAAUUGUGAAGACUUAAGCAGUUAGCUGAUACCUGAAUGCUCAUACUUCCUCUCCAAAUUGUCGGAAUCUAUAAUUUUCAGAAACAAGGUUGCUCAUUCGUGGUCCUCUCAUUUCACAUGCGUUUCAGAACCCUCAAGUCAACUGAGUGCAAAUUCUCUGUCAGCAGCUAUGAGCAAAUUCAUUAAGGAUAUAUGAGGAUACGUGCGUAGUUGAUCUGAAAUGAAAGUCGUCGAGUUUGUUUCUUUUCUCUUUGUCUUCUUUGGACUGUUUCCUUGCGGCUUAACUAAGAAUGUUACUGCGAGACCAUCUGUGGUGAAUAUUGGAGCCAUUUUUACAAUAGACUCUACUAUUGGAAGAGUGGCUCAGCUUGCCAUUCAGGAAGCUGUCAAAGAUGUAAAUGCAAAUUCCAGCAUUCUGCGUGGAACCAAACUUUCUGUCAAAAUUCAGAACUCCAACUGUAGUGGUUUUUCGGGUAUGGUUGAAGCUUUACGAUUCAUGGAGACUGAUGUUGUCGCCAUUUUGGGGCCACAAUCUUCUGUAGUAGCUCAUACCAUAUCCCAUGUUGUAAAUGAACUCCAAGUUCCUCUUUUAUCAUUUGCAGCAACUGACCCCACCCUCAACUCCCUUCAGUACCCCUUUUUCGUUAGAACAACACAGAGUGAUUUAUAUCAAAUGGCUGCAGUAGCCGAGAUUGUUGAUCAUUAUAGUUGGAAGCAGGUGAUUGCAAUUUUUGUAGAUGAUGAUUACGGAAGAAACGGAAUAUUGGCUCUGAGCGAUAGACUUUCUCAGAGACGGUGUAAAAUCUCUUACAAGGUGGGUAUUCAACCAGAAACUGGAGUAAAUAAGGAAGCUAUCAUGGAUAUUCUUGUUAAGGUUGCAUUAAUGGAAUCUCGUGUUAUUGUUCUUCAUGUUAAUUCUAAGCUGGGUCUUACAGUAUUUUCUGCAGCAAAGUAUCUUGGGAUGAUGGGUAAUGGGUAUGUAUGGAUAGCCACAGAUUGGCUCUCAUCUUAUUUGGAUACAUUUUCGCCUCUACCUUCCGAGACAAUGGACACGAUUCAAGGAGUCCUUUCUUUGCGUCACCACACACCAGAUUUGGAUAGAAAAAAGUCAUUUACCUCUGGGUGGAGCAAGUUAACUGGCGGUUCCUUCGGGCUGAAUUCUUAUGGACUCUAUGCAUAUGAUUCUGUCUGGCUGGUUGCUUAUGCAAUGGAUGCAUUUUUUGAACAGGGUGGUAUUAUCUCAUUCUCUAAUGAUUCUAGGUUGAGAACUGCUGAAGGAAGUAGUAAUCUUCAUCUUGAUGCAAUGAGCCAAUUUGAUAACGGAACACUUCUGCUGGAAAACAUAUUGCAGAGUAAUUUUGUUGGUUUAACAGGUCCUGUAGAGUUUGGUUCAGACAAAUCCCUAAUUCUUCCUGCUUUUGAUAUUAUUAAUGUAAUUGGUACUGGGUUCAGGCGGAUCGGUUUCUGGUCAAACUAUUCUGGAUUAUCAACUGCGCCUCCUGAGACUCUCUAUGCGAGGCCACCAAACCGUUCUAGUGCAACCCAGCAAUUGCACAGUGUUAUAUGGCCUGGAGAGACACUCUUAAAGCCUCGUGGAUGGGUUUUUCCUAGCAAUGGGAAACAAUUGAGAAUUGGUGUUCCAAUUCGGGUCAGUUUCAAGGAAUUUGUAUCCCAAGUGCGAGGAACAGACAUGUUCAAAGGUUUCUGUGUUGAUGUGUUUACAUCUGCUGUGAGUUUAUUACCAUAUGCUGUUCCAUAUCAGUUUAUCCCCUUUGGAGAUGGUAAAAAGAACCCAAGCUACACAGAGCUUGUGAAUUUGCUCACAGCUGGUUCCCUCGAUGCUGUUAUCGGUGAUAUUGCUAUAGUCACAAAUCGAACAAAAAUUGUUGAUUUUACACAGCCAUAUGUAUCAUCUGGAUUGGUUGUUGUGGCUCCAUUUAAGAAGUUGAAAACAGGAGCCUGGGCUUUCAUGCAGCCAUUUCGUCCGCUUAUGUGGGCUAUCAUCUUCUGUUUCUUCAUUGCUAUUGGUGUAGUUGUGUGGAUUUUGGAGCACAGGACAAAUGAUGAGUUCAGGGGUCCACCUAAAACACAAAUUAUAACCAUUUUAUGGUUCAGCCUCUCAACUCUAUUUUUUGCUCAUAGAGAAAACACUGUCAGCACAUUGGGUCGUUUUGUGCUAUUAAUAUGGCUCUUUGUGGUUUUAAUAAUAAACUCAAGCUAUACUGCAAGCCUGACAUCGAUAUUCACGGUGCAACAUCUAUAUUCUUCUAUUCGAGGGAUUGACAGCUUGAAGGAAAGUGAUGAUCCCAUUGGAUAUCAAGUAGGUUCUUUUGCCGAGUAUUAUUUGAGCGAGGAACUUAAAAUACCAAAAUCUAGGCUUGUUGCCCUUGGAAGUCCUGAGGAAUAUGCUACCGCCCUCCAACGUGGUCCUGAAAAGGAGGGCGGCGUUGCUGCUAUUGUCGAUGAACUUCCUUACGUUGAACUCUUUCUCUCAUCCGCUUGCUCUUUCAGAAUUGUAGGUCAAGAGUUCACGAAAAGCGGCUGGGGUUUUGCGUUUCCACGGGACUCGCCCUUAGCUAUCGAUAUGUCUACUGCAAUUCUGGAGUUAUCGGAGAAUGGGGAUCUCCAAAGGAUCCAUGAUAAGUGGCUGAUGCGAAGCAGCUGCAGCUUGGACAGUUCAGAACUUGAAUCAGAUAGACUGGAGCUCAAAAGUUUUUGGGGACUAUUUCUCAUUUGUGGAAUAGCUUGCUUUGUUUCUCUGUUGAUAUACUUUUUGCAGAUUAUACUGCAGUUAAAUCGUCGUGUUCCCCCUGAAGAAUUGUCUGCUUCCCCUAGUCAAGGUACCUCCUCACGCUCUGGUCGCCUCCAGAAACUGCUAUCGAUAAUGGAUGAGAAGGAAGACCGGUUUAAAAGCAAGAAAAAACGGAGGAAGCUCGAAAGAUCACUAUCAGAGAAUGAUAGAGAUGCGGAGUUGGCAAGAACAACAAAAAAGAAAGGAAUAGAAUUGACGUGAAGAGCAAGCAACAUCAACCUUAGUGCUGCUUCAUUGUUUAGCCAUUGAUGUAUAAUUACACACACACACACACACUUGAUUUUUCAAAUGUUUAUUUAGAGUCCUUGUCAUGCAGGAUUUUUAGAACAUACAAUUUAUGUUAUUAACCAUAAGGGGAAGCUUAAAUGAAAAGUUAAUCCCUUUGAGAUCAAAAUGUAAAGUAGUUACCGGAAAAAGCACAGCACUAUUGACUUCAUAACUGAUGGAUGGAGAUAAAAGAAUAUUUUAAUUAAUA
This is a messenger RNA of Mercurialis annua (annual mercury), 3440 nucleotides long. Its product is annotated as glutamate receptor 3.3. Gene Ontology annotation, molecular function: glutamate-gated receptor activity. Bases 374 to 3166 code for a protein of 930 amino acids. The record is from RefSeq and is a predicted model, not a curated record. The transcript has 8 exons. Gene Ontology annotation, cellular component: plasma membrane. Lineage: Eukaryota; Viridiplantae; Streptophyta; Magnoliopsida; Malpighiales; Euphorbiaceae.